AUGCCCGGAAAGCAACUGUCAGAUCCCUGCGUUGACUGCAGUGAUGCGGAGGCUAUAUUGACGCUGCGCACCCGCCGUCUAUGCCAGACUUGCUAUGCAAGAUUCGUGAAUUUCAAGGUGUUCAAGCGUAUGGAGAACUAUCGUCUUCGGAGAAACAUGCCUAAAACCGGACCAUGCAAGCUGCUCUUGCCUCUAUCUUGCGGCAUCUCCUCUUCUGUCUUGUUGCACAUACUGAAUGCUCAAAUCCAACUUGAACUCGCCAAGUCGCAUCCCUCACCGGGCUUCGAUCUCCAUGUGCUUGUUAUCGAACCUUCUUCUAUUUCUCACAGUAGUCCGUCGUAUGAUGAGGGCUUUGGAUUGCUACAGCAGACGUUUCCCCUGCAUUCUUUUACUCGGAUCCCACUUCACAGUAUCUUCGAGCUGGAUCCCGAACUUCAGGAAGUCAUUUCUCAAUUUUCUAAGGACGGCUUUGUUGAUGAUGCCGGCUUAUCUGCCAAAGAGCGCCUUGAUGCUUUCCGUGCCUCGAUUCCGACUUCCACAUCCAAGGUUGAUGUCGACUACGUUCUGAUUACCAGACUUGUUGUUGCGUUCGCGAAGAAAAUAGCGUGCAGAGGAGUGUUGUGGGGAGACUCAGAUACCAGGCUCGCCGCGAAGACUCUUGCCAAUGUCGCCAAGGGACGGGGUUCAUCCUUGACAUGGCAAGUGUGUGACGGAAUGUCACCGUUUGGUGUAGAGUUCAACUUUCCACUUCGGGACUUGUUCAAAGCUGAGGUGGAUAACUACGCCAGUUUCUUCCCCGAACUGACCAGAAUUAUCAUUCCUGAUGAGCCACCAUCGGAAAAUGUGCUCACGAAGAACUUGUCCAUUGAUGAGCUGAUGAUGCGGUACGUCCAGACACAGGGCGAGAAGUAUCCCGGCGUCAUGGCCAAUGUGACUAGGACUGCGAGUAAGCUUCAAGCUUCCUUGACCCCUGCCAAUGUACCUCAAUGCAGCUUCUGUGGCGCUUUUAUGCUGAACUCAGGCAACAAUGGUGGCGGUGACACUACUGGUGCUAGCCGAGCACUCGAAUUAUGCUACGCAUGCACCAGGUCUCGGCCUGAAUUGACCUGCUGA
Molecule: messenger RNA, 1113 nt
Organism: Aspergillus fischeri NRRL 181
Lineage: Eukaryota; Fungi; Ascomycota; Eurotiomycetes; Eurotiales; Aspergillaceae
Exons: 2
Coding region: 1-1113 (370 amino acids)
Biological process (GO): tRNA wobble position uridine thiolation
Cellular component (GO): cytosol
Molecular function (GO): sulfurtransferase activity; tRNA binding
Source: RefSeq, a predicted model, not a curated record